Messenger RNA from Metopolophium dirhodum (rose-grain aphid), 1989 nucleotides. RefSeq lists its product as uncharacterized. The transcript is spliced from 9 exons. Lineage: Eukaryota; Metazoa; Arthropoda; Insecta; Hemiptera; Aphididae. Bases 1 to 1989 code for a protein of 662 amino acids. The record is from RefSeq and is a predicted model, not a curated record.
AUGUCUCCGUGUAAAAAAGUUCGUAGUGUUUUAAAUCGAAAACGAGAACGUUUGCUAGACAAGAAGGCUCGGCUAAGUAUGAUUCGAAAAAAACGAUUGACUUCGGUAGUCGAAGAUGAAAACGAAUCACAGCAUGGUCAGCAUGCAGUCAUUAUAAAUGAAAUUAAUAAUUUGGAAGAGUUAUCAGAUUGGACUCCUGAAUGGGAAACUUUAAAAAUAAUUACAAGUACACCUGUACUAGCUGUUUCUGAUAGAAACAAUGUUACGUCAGAUAUGUGUCAGGGGCGGAGAAUUGUUGAUAUUUGUUAUAUUUUUGAACAAAUUAAGGAUAGUGAACAUACAGGUGGUUUUGGUUGUUCAUUUAUAAAUAUGACAUUCAUAUCCGAAAAAAGACGAGGGUAUUAUUCUGAAUAUAAAUUCAAGUGCAAAAUGUGUGGUAUUAUUAAAAGUAUUCAAUCUGAAAAAGAAAAUUCAACGUUUUUACCGAUUAAUGAGGGAAUCGUUAGCGGGACAAUUGCUAUUGGAAUUGGUCAUUCACAAUUGGCUGAAUUAUCAGCCACAAUUGACAUACCAUAUAUAUCACCAACAACUUACUUCAAAGUUCAGACCUCUCUAAGUAAUAUAAUACACGAUGUUGCCAUGCAAGAAAUGUUACUUGCUGGCGAAGAAGAAAAAAAAAUAACAUUUGAAAGUGGUAAUGUAGACAACGACGGUAUACCUAUGUGCACUGUGAUAGCAGAUGGACAGUGGAGCAAACGUAGUUAUAAGACAAAGUAUGAUGCUUUGUCAGGAGUGGCUACAAUUAUUGGAUACCGUUCAAAAAAAAUAUUAUUCAUUGGUAUCAGAAAUAGAUACUGCGUUAUUUGCGAACGAGCUAAAGUAAGUAAUGAGAUCGCUAUAGAACAUGUUUGUUUCAUGAACUGGGCAAAAGGGGCUACUAGUAUAGAAGCGGAUGCAGUAGCUGAAGGGUUCAAAAUAAGUGUGAAAAUGCAUGGCUUGAAAUUUAACCAAUUAAUCGGUGAAGUUGGGAAAAAAUUUUUAAAAGCUAAUGAGAUGAAACGAACAACUAAUAAAAGACGAAAAGUACUCUUCCCGAAAUCGAAAUUAAAAAUAACAGCCGCCAAGCCAGACCAACAUUAUAGUUUAGCUGAGCCACUUCCGGAAGAACAUGUAACACCUGAAGAAAUUGAAUUUAAAAAAAUUCAAUUUUUAAACAGUUUGAAAUUAGACAGAAGUGAACGAUUAGUUCUUGAAGAAAAAACAAGAGAUCAAGCUAAUAGUCAACUUUGGCAUAGUGAAAGGAGAAAUCGGUUAACCGCAUCCAACUUCGGGCGUAUAUGUAAAAUGAGACCAACAACAUCGUGUAAAUCAACUGUAUAUGAUUUAUUGUAUAGAACAUUUUCCACUGCGGCCACUGAGUAUGGAAAAGCAUUAGAAUCGUCUGCUAUAACAGCACUUGAAAUCUUUUUAAACUGUAAAGUACGACCAAGUGGACUGGUGGUAGAUGCAAAUCAAUAUUAUUUAGCAGCUUCUCCAGAUGGCUUAGUUGAAGAUGACGGGGUUGUAGAAAUUAAGUGUCCUUUUGGUGCAAAAGAUUUUAUUUCAUUUGAGGAAGCUGUGUUAAACAAAAAAGUGCCUUAUUGCCAAAUCGUAGAAAACAAAAUGGAAUUAAAACCUGACAGUCAUUAUUAUUUUCAAGUGCAAGGACAAAUGCAUAUUUGUCAAAAAAAAUUUUGUUAUUUUGUUGUACACUCGGCUAAUUGGACUAAAAUUCAGAAAAUUGGAUACGAUGAGGCAUUUUGGUCACAAAAAAUGGUUAAAAAAUUGGAAACUUUCUACAUGCAUUGCUUAUUGCCGGAAAUAGUAAAUCCGCAGUACGGCAAACGGUUACUUUUAGAUGAUAUAAAAGAUCCUCCACAUAUAUUGGAAAAUAUGAAUAGAAAACUUAAAAAAAGGAAUACCAUUAAUAAACGAAAUUCCAAAUUUUAA